Molecule: messenger RNA, 522 nt
Organism: Histoplasma mississippiense
Lineage: Eukaryota; Fungi; Ascomycota; Eurotiomycetes; Onygenales; Ajellomycetaceae
Exons: 3
Coding region: 1-522 (173 amino acids)
Source: RefSeq, a predicted model, not a curated record
AUGAGUUUCAAUACGAAGCAUUUGAGUUAUGAGAAAAACGAGCCUACAUUUCUUCGAAAAUUAAGAAGCGAAUACGGCGAUGGCAGUGGCGUUCGCAACGGCAGACCAAAUCCACGUCCUACUAAGAAGAAGGAUGCUGAUGAUGACGACGCCCCUACCUACGUGGACGAGGAAAAUAACGAGGUAAUUUCCAAAGAGGAAUAUGAUGCGUUGAUGAGAGGUGACGGCGAUAACAAAGUCGCAAAAGACUCUGGAACUAUUGGGAAUGAGGAUGAGGAAACUAAGUCAGCAAACUAUGAUGGAAACGACGAUGCACAAGGAGAAUUGCAAAGUUCCCAGGCCAAACAAAAACAGCAUUUUGCCGGGAUUGGUGGCGCUAAAAAGCGAAAGCAAGCCAAACGGCAGGAAAACCUUAGUGCUUACUCAAUGAAUUUGCGGCUGGGAGCGGACGGCAAGUUUUGGGCUCUGUCUCAGAGAGAUACUACUAGCAUGAACCAGAGAGUGGUGUCUGAGUAUAUAUAA